Akanthomyces muscarius is the source of this 2100-nucleotide messenger RNA. RefSeq lists its product as uncharacterized. Lineage: Eukaryota; Fungi; Ascomycota; Sordariomycetes; Hypocreales; Cordycipitaceae. Bases 1 to 2100 code for a protein of 699 amino acids. Gene Ontology annotation, cellular component: SAGA complex. The transcript is spliced from 4 exons. The record is from RefSeq and is a predicted model, not a curated record.
AUGAAGACUACCUUUGCCGCUACCCUGGUCUGCCUGGCUUCCGUUGUGGUCGCCUCGCCUGUCCCGGACCAGGAGACCCUGCCCGGCUUCCUUAACCCCAUCUUCGGCGGCGUGAACCCCGAAAAGUCGGACGGCCAAAAGGGCAUCACCGGCCAGGGCGGUAAUCUCUUCAGCAACAUCUUUGACAGCGCCACCUGUCUCGUCAGCGGCUUCCUGGGCGGCGGCAACCCCAACUGCAAGGGCAAGGGUUCGGCUGUCGCGCCUGGGACAGCCACGCCCAGCGGUGCCGCCGGCGGUGCUCCUGGUGCUUCUGCCAGUGGCGCCCCCGGUGCUUCUGCCGGCGGUGCUCCCGGUGCCGCCGCCACUGGUGCGCCUGGUGGUGCUCCUGGUGCUUCCGCCAGUGGUGCUCCUGGUGGUGCUCCUGGUGCUUCCGCCAGUGGUGCUCCUGGUGCCGCCGCCAGUGGUGCUCCUGGUGGUGCUCCUGGUGGUGCUCCUGGUGCCGCCGCCAGUGGUGCUCCUGGUGGUGCUCCUGGUGCUUCCGCCAGUGGUGCUCCUGGUGGUGCGCCUGGCGGCGACAACAGCAGCAGCCAGUCCACCCGCUACACCUACAACUACUCGACGAACGAUGAUGGCAAGCUCGAGGUUGAUGUCAAGCUCCAGAAUGGCCGCAUGUGCCAUUACACGAUUGACGCUCAAGGCCAGGACGUCAAGAAGGCGAUUGCUGCCGAGGCCCAGAAGUGCAUCGCGCAGGGCAACUGCGCCCGCGCCCGCGCCCGCGCAUCGUCGCUCCUACACCCCCUCUACGCGACAGCCUCGUCCAUCGCGUCUCUCUGGCCAUCGGGAGGCGUCAUAUGGGUCGGAGAACUCGUACCUGUCGCAUUCCAGCAACUCUUGCCCGCUCGCACGAGUCGCACCCGCCGCUUCGUCGCAUCGCAUUGCACGCGCAACAAGCAGGCACCCGUCGUAGAAAGCGAAGCCGUCGACCCGCGCCCCGACCUUGCCACGAAAUACGCUUUCAAUUGGCAGGUGCCUUCAAUGCGAAAUCAUCGCGGCAGCAACGAAAUCAAUCACUUGAAAGAAAACUUAGGACCAUAUUACCAACAACCUCUACAAGGGGCACGAAACGACAUGUCACAACGAAACCGUAGCGGCCGCGGAUCAAGCCGCAACAACGGCAGCUCACACGGCGAAGAAGCACAAAUAUGGGACUCCUGCAAGGGUCAAUUAGCCGACAUUAUCAAUGGCAUCAACGCCGAAAACGACAGCCUAAAGGAGCUCGUCGACAUGGACAAGCAAGUGGGCGCCAUGGACCCGAACAAGAUUCCAAACGAGUCUCUUAAGAAGAUGGAGAACCUCUGCCGAUCCGGUGUCAAGUUCUCCGAGGCCAACAUUACGUCCCUCAAGAACGUAACGGAGCAGCUCAAGAUCCUUCGCGCCGUGGUUGUUGCCAAGGAGCAGGCCGAAGCCGCCGCCGCGGGCCCGAGCAAGAGAGCUGCCAGGGACAGCGCAGCCAGCUCGUCCCUAUACGACUUUGACGCGGCCGGAGACUCCCCAGUACCUAGCCCAAUUGGCGGCUCGAGAAAACACAGCGAGAGGAAUAAAGACCGUGGAGGAGAGCGAGAGCGAGAACGAGACAGCAUACCACCCAAGGCGGAGAGCGUGGAGCCGCCAGGCUCGGCCAACAAGUCCAAGAUCAUCUUCUCCAAGGGUGACGCUGUGGCCUUCAAGUCCAAGGCUGGUGCGACAGAGGGCAUGGCGGAUUGGAUCAUGGGCGAGGUUGCGCAGGUCAUCGGCGAGGGAAAAAACCGCCGGUACAAGGUUCUCGACAUUGAGCCAGACGACCACAGCAAGCAAAAGGAGUACAGGACGAGCGCGAGCAACAUGAUUUCGAUUACGCCAGAGAGUCAGGCCAGCACGCUCGAGGAUUGGAAGAAGGGCCAAAUUGUGCUCGCUCUAUAUCCCAACACUACGACGUUUUACAAAGCGGAGGUGCACAGCAUGGAUGGCGCUGGCAAGGUGAAUCUCAAGUUUGAGGGGGAAAAUGACUCCACGACUCUACAGCAGGUUGAGCGCCGCUUUGUGAUUGAGUACCGGGCGUAG